AUGGAUGGUCAACGGCAACAGUACAUACCAGCGCCGCCGCCUCACAUCUCACAGUCUAGUGCAGCGACGCAUAUGAUGCCAUUCCCUCCACCCCCCCCUCGCAUGCCCCACUCAGGACACGGUCUUGUCCCUCCACCUCCUCCCGGUCCCCCACCAGGUACAACCUAUACAGUACAGCCGGGAUGGCAACAAGGAUGGGCGAGGCAUCAAGCAAUGGCUCAACAAUUUCCCCCGCCCCCUCCCCCUUUACUUUCUUCCAACCAAUCUCAAAACCCCUAUUUAGCGUACAGUGCUACACGUUCUCGCCAUCAGCCGGCCCCUUUAUCCAUUCCUUCUCGAUCAAUAGGUAGUGAGACACACCCUCUCACAUCCGCGACGUAUAUUCCAGGGGGCGAAUCGUUUGGCCCUGGAGUUGGGAUUCCUCCGCUCUUCACCCACGAUCCACAAGAGGCGUAUGGGCGUCCAGAGCAAUACGGAUAUCCUAUUGAGACGGAAAGCGCAAGGCACGUUUCUAAUCCAACAUAUCAUGAUGGAACUCUACAGAGUACUGCAGGGAAUCGGUCACAUCAAUUAAACCUUCCGUUGCGCGACCACCAGGAUCCCCUUUCUCCAGGGCCACCAACCGCCACUUUACAUAACCCGCAACGCGACAAUUCUGGCCAGACAAAAAAUGAAUAUUCAGUCGGCGGCAUGACGGUCCAGGAAGCCGAUGAAAGAUGGCCUCUCGAUCGUGUACUACUGUGGCUUGCACAAAAUGGAUUUUCCAACGAUUGGCAGGAGACCUUUCGGGCGUUAGACCUGUACGGCGCUAGUUUCGUGGAACUGGGCAAUCGUUCAGAUGGUAGAAGCCACCUAAGUAAGAUGCACAAAGUGGUAUAUCCUCAGCUUGCCAAGGAAUGCAUAAAGAGCGGCACUGGGUGGGAUAAGACAAGGGAACGAGAGGAGGGAAAGAGGAUGCGGAAUUUAAUUAAGAAAAUUGCUGAUCAAGGAAGUUCGGAAUCUGCGAGCCUGGGUACUAGAUACUAUGACAGUCAAAUGCUACCCAGUGCAUCCACGGACGAUGGGUUAGAAAAUUCGCCUAAUUUAGGACGGGAUUCAUUCCCAAGCUACAGUUCUGGAACCGCUGAAAGCAGCCCAGGUCAGCAAUAUGCAGCUAGAGCAACACCCAAUUCGGCUCAAAAACAGUACUCUGGCCAACGUCCUGAAUUACCGAUUCAGGACUCUCGUUCGGACUUUUCUCGAAGCGUUUUUGGAAUGCUGGAUGGGCGGCGAGGGCAUAGCCCCUCUGCGUCAAGCGACAAUGGCAUACCGCUGACUUCAGAAGAUAAUCCUCAGAGCGGAAGUCCUGCACAACAUUUUGUCACGAUGGCGCACCAAGAAUAUGUCCCAUUCUCCGGAGAAGCCAAUGGAAGAUGUGAUAAGCGCCAUAGUUCUGACUCCAUGAUGAGCCGAGGUUUCUCAUCCCAAGGCUUCCUUGGUGGCCAAGGAGCUUGUAGACAAAAUGAUCCCAAGAAAAAUGGGCAAGGACCAUCACCACAAGAACAAGGAACACGCCAAGGACUGGGUGAAUCAUUGCCUAAGGAACACGGCAAAGGAUUUUUUCAUAAAUUGAAAUGGAAGAAGGGCACCGAUUCGAUGCAUCCAUCUCCAGAGGAAAUAUAUGCAGAUUCGCCUACGAGUCCAGUGGGCACACGUAACCCACCGCCAACUUCUGUGUUUAUGAAACCAGGGUUCAAUGGCAGCGAUAUGUCCUUGAAUCUAACGGAUGUGGAUGCUGCGGACACACUACGAGCUACCAUUUGUAAUAGCCUAGGGAUCAAAGACCCUGGAAGUGCUUUGAUCUAUCUUACGGAACCUGGUCAAAUCACCCACGAGGAGCCGCUUAGUGAUACGAUGUUGGUCGUGAAUCGCAGGACAAAAUCAGAUGCCCAAGGCACUUUGAAAUUUUUCGUUCACCUCGCUAAUCUAUCUGCGGCGUCUGCACCGGUGACCCAGCCAACUGGUUUGGGUCUUUCUUUGGCUGAGCGCAUCCGUUUAUCUCGGAAUAUGGCGGACGAUGAGGCUCGGCACUAUAUGGGAGCUACAUCGCCCUCUCAUAGAUCCCAGCCGGGGAUGAAGCUUAAUACUACCAAAUCCUUCCCUUAUGACCAGUUCCAAUCUCAAUCUCGACCUUCAUUUGGUGAUAAAGGCCAGGCUAGCGAGAUAGAUAUGGAAGGUAGAGAAGCAUCAAUAUUAUCAGCGCAUGAAGAAUACCGACGAGAAGCCGAACGAAAGCAGAAAAUUUAUCUACAAUCAAGACAAGAAAAUCAGCAGUAUAAAGAUUCGCCUAAGGUGUCUAUAAGGCGUGAUGGUGUAAUAGAUUUUGAUUCCCCUCGACUUUCUCCAUAUGAAGAUAAAAAAACAGAUAACCUAGUUCCAUUACGAAAACCCCCAUCGGCACCGUCGGAGUCGAGCACGCUUUCUAAGGUCAAUUCUUUGAGCAGAAAACCUGGCGACCGCCCUAUCAGAGGUCAUGAUAGCACUGAUCGUGCGAAGCGCAGCUCUGCUGAACAGAUAUCUGAAGAACGUGGAGAAAAACCGUGGACAUCAACUGCCAGUACAGCCUCACCUGGAUUAAGUGAUGGGCUUGGAGCAGCCUUGGCCGGAAUUGGAAAAGUCUCUAGUGCUAUUGGGAAACCUUUCGCCAGCCAAGCUGCCGCCUCUGGCCGCUCCCCACUCUCUGCAUCUGAGCCUGUUUCCGGAAAGGGUCGUUCAAUGCAGUCUGUCGAUUUCAACAGUGGUGAUGGGCGCCGAACCACUCCUUCAUCUUCCCCCAAAGUACCCUUUUUCAGCCGUGGAAAGGGCAAUACCACUUUUACAGUGCCUCAGUAUGAUGCGGAAGGGCGUACGAAACAUCCUGAAGACAUGAAGAAGCCUCUACCUGCCACAGGCCUUGAUGGUUCUUCUUCCGUUAGUCCGGCGAAAGUCAACACUCAUUCGGCAGAGAAGAGGAAGUCAAUUGGUCCGGAUUUCGAUUUCCAGGAAACCGAAGUGUCUUUCGCGAAAGCCCAAGCGCCUGAAGAUGAUUCGGAUGAGGAUUCGGAUGAGGGUCUAUUUGCGAUACCAUUAGCUAGUGCGAAGGGCGGGGCGCAGUCAAAGACAGUUAAAGCACCGACGAACAACCGCGGAGGUAGCCAAGGUCGGUCUACAAAACCUGCUCUCACUGUCAAUACCGGUUCGCGAGGAACCAAAGGGAUGUCUGUAAGCUUCAAAUCUCCGAGUCCUGGAGAAACAUCCAAUACGCCGUCCACUCGAAGCACAGUCAACGAACAAGGUGUGGAGAAUGAAGGGUUCAACCCUGAGAAUGGCUCGUCAGAUUCACCAGAGGCCUCUUGGUUCAACCGUCGCGAAUCAUUUGUCCGAGAUGACAUCUGGGCAAGUAGGCCUCCUGUGGAGGGUAUGAUAGAACAUUUAGAUGACUACUUCCCCGAUGUCGAUCUUGAUGAACCGUAUGUGGAAGGCAGCGUGAUGUCACCGCCGAUGUCGCCGACUCGCCCUGGACCUACCAUCGGCUCAGAGCCUGACAAUCAGGCGUUGCGAAGCACAGCUACGCACAGCACCCUCGAUUCUAUAAUGGCUCAGGAUAGCACAGACACCCUGGGUUCAGAUGAGUCCACCUUGAAGGCAAAGAGCACAAUUAAUAGCGUUGCACAACGGAAUAUUACUCGAUCCCAAGGUGGUGGACUAACCCGCAUGAAAUCGAUUCGUGAAGUUGCAAAGGGUGCCCACCAAAUUCAUAGAAACCAAAGCAUAACUGCUUCCAAUGCUAAAUCAGGCGCACUUCUUCGACGCAAGAGUACCAAGAUGUUUGGUGCGAAGAUUCUGCAGGUCAAACCUGGAAGUCGACUGAGCGAGCAUCCAGUUCCGCUCCCACCCCACUCGGGAUCUCAAAAUAAGCUGCCUCAGAGACAAGCCACUUUCCGUAUCAUUCGAGGUCAACUUAUCGGCAAAGGAACGUAUGGUAGGGUCUAUCUUGGUAUCAAUGCAGAUAACGGAGAGAUCUUGGCAGUAAAACAAGUUGAAGUGAGCCAAAAAGCUGCCGGUUAUGACAAAGAUAAAAUGAAAGAGAUGGUUUCUGCACUCAAUCAAGAAAUAGAUACUAUGCAGCAUCUCGAACACCCUAAUAUUGUUCAGUAUCUUGGAUGCGAGCGCGGCGAGUUGUCGAUUUCCAUCUAUCUCGAAUAUAUCCCGGGUGGAUCUAUCGGGAGUUGUCUUCGCAAGCACGGCAAGUUCGAAGAAAGUGUCGUCAAGUCUCUCACGCGCCAGGUCUUGAGCGGGCUGGCAUACCUUCAUGACCAAGGCAUUCUUCAUCGAGACCUUAAAGCCGACAAUAUCCUUCUCGACCUCGACGGCACCUGCAAAAUUUCCGACUUCGGCAUAUCAAAGAAAACAGACAAUAUUUAUGGGAAUGACGUUACUAAUUCGAUGCAAGGCUCGGUAUUCUGGAUGGCGCCAGAAGUUGUACAAUCACAAGGUCAAGGCUAUAGUGCAAAGGUGGACAUUUGGUCGCUUGGCUGUGUCGUCCUGGAGAUGUUCGCGGGCCGGCGGCCUUGGAGUAAAGAAGAGGCGAUCGGAGCUAUUUUCAAGCUUGGAAGUUUGAACCAGGCCCCUCCAAUCCCUGACGAUGUGUCUAUGGAAAUCACACCGGAAGCACUUGCUUUCAUGUAUGAUUGCUUCACUAUUGACACUUUCGAACGCCCGACUGCGGAAACUUUGCUCUUCCAACAUCCUUUCUGCAAGGCUGACCCGCAUUACAACUUCCUGGAUACCGAGCUGCAUGCGAAGAUUCGACAUGUUCUCUAG
Messenger RNA from Blastomyces dermatitidis ER-3, 4842 nucleotides. RefSeq names its product STE/STE11/BCK1 protein kinase. The record is from RefSeq and is a predicted model, not a curated record. The transcript has 3 exons. Bases 1 to 4842 code for a protein of 1613 amino acids. Gene Ontology annotation, molecular function: ATP binding; protein kinase activity. Gene Ontology annotation, biological process: protein phosphorylation. NCBI's taxonomy places the organism in Eukaryota, Fungi, Ascomycota, Eurotiomycetes, Onygenales, Ajellomycetaceae.